GGGUAGUACUACUAUGAUAGAUGAUAGAUAUCGAACACUUCUAUUGGGGCUAUGUUGAAAGUAAACUGACACAAGAAGAUUUAUAUACAUGAUCAUUCUUAUAUAUUUCCGCACACGGCUCCUUCCUAAGCAACCCUACUCAACGCAGCCGCCCCGAUGGCAGCGUAAAUCUCCUCCUCAGCACCCGGCUCAAGGGGGAGCAAAGGCGAACGGACUGUGGCGUGUGACAGAAUGCCCCGAGCCACCAACGCGUGCUUCAGAGCGACCGUGCCUUCCAUUCCUUCGCUUUUCCUGCCUCGAUCAACUCAAUCAGAGGCUCUGGGGCGAUGUUUCCGUAUCCAACCAGGAAGCCGUCCACGUCGAAUGCUGUAUGCAGCAGAUACUCGUCGUGGCAGCUGAGGAUCUGGAGGUCUGGUCGUUCGCGACGGAUGACUGGAAUUUCCGUGUCCCAGCGUCGCAUGUUACGGACGCCAUUCUUCAUUGCAAAGACGCCAGGUUGUGCCGAGAUGUCGAGCAUCGUCUUCAGGCUCGGUCUUGAGGGGCCCCGUCCUGGUAUCCGAAACGCAGCCAGCCAUGCGAGGGGUAGAGAAGUCCAGCCUUUGCACCAGCCUCUUUGGCGCGCUUGGCUUCCAACGCAGCAACUUCGGUGCCCUCGCCCGUGAUGCCGGCAAUGAUGGGGAUUUUGUCGUCGACGGACUUGACGAAUGCCUUGAUGACGGAGACUUGUUCCUCAGCCGUCAAGAAAGUUCCUUCUCCUGCAUGACCGAGCACGACAAGCCCUUUGACGCCAUUGAUGCUGCCGAGCCAGCUGCCCAGGCGCUGGAUGGCGUCAUAGUCGACUUCGCCGGUAGUCGUGAACGGGGUAAUGGGAGCCGGUGUCAACCCGCGCAUGUCGAAGCCAACCAUUUUGAUGAGAGGAUGUGUAGUAUAAAACAGAAGAUAGAAAGCAAAGGUAGAAUAAUCCGGAAGGAGAAGAACCAGUUAUGUUUGGAGGUGUCAGUGGGAUAUCAAAGGUCAAUUUCCAAGGUAGCCUGCCCUUCAUAUAUACAGUCAGGAAGACCUCGCUUGGAACCGAUGGAUUAGCAUGACACUUUACUGGGCCCCGGAAAACACGGACUUGACUGGAACGGCCUCGUUUGCGAUAGGUCGGCUGUCUUGCUCGUCGACCGAUCGCUGUGCGUCCAAGCGGCCUCCAAUGUUCCCGUGGUCUUCCGGAAACCACGGACUUCCCGGAUCUUGCUCCACAAGAUGAUGGACCCAGGCAAGAGUCUGCUUGACAGCACCCCGGAUCAACUUCUCCUUUGCCCUUCACCCUCCAAAGACCCUUGUGGAAGCAAAUCCGGGGAUAAUCCGAUCUCUCCAUAUGCUAAUGCAUCGACAUGCCAGGUAUACUCCAGGUCUUGGCUGUAACAACCUCUCACUAUAACAACCCCUUCCCCAUGGGGUUUGACAAUCCUCCAAAGCCUGGUCUUCGUCAUAUCACCCAAGCUCGGUUCAAAAUGACGUCCCCUCAUGCCCAAGGUGAACGGAACGCCCUCCCCGAGAAAGAGAUAGCAAUGCAUGUGGAGCGCUCGGCGAACGGGCUAUCUCCGUCAGAUGAUGAGUUUCUCUCCAACUUUGCAGACGAGGACAAGAGAAAAGUGCUUCGAAAAGUCGAUUUGCGGUUGAUGCCGAUGCUGGUGCUCCUCUAUCUGUUUGCAUACAUCGAUAAGACAAAUAUUGGCAACGCCAAAAUCGAAGGACUCCUCCCCAGCCUGGGAAUGAGCGGAGAGCAGUACAACAUCGCCUUGGCAAUUUUCUUCAUCCCUUAUGUCCUCGCUGAGGUCCCGAGCAACAUGGUUCUGAACCGUUUCAAAAGGCCAUCGGUAUACCUGGGAUCGUUGAUAUUCAUCUGGGGCGUCAUUAUGGUGUGCACAGGGUUCAUCCAGAAUUUCGACGGGCUCCUUGCCAUUAGGUUUCUGUUGGGCCUGUUUGAGGCCGGAUUCCUGCCAGGGGCAGUCUUGAUCAUCUCGAAAUGGUAUCUCCCGGGCGAGACCCAGACUCGAAUUGCCCUUUUGUAUACCUCGGCCGCAUCUGGAGGAGCGGUCUCGGGUCUCCUUGCCUUUGGGAUUGCGAAGAUGGACGGACUGGCGGGCUACGAGGGGUGGAGAUGGAUCUUCAUCAUCGAAGGCCUCGCCACAGUUGUCCUUGGAAUCAUGUCCUUUUUCCUCCUCCUUGACGCCCCCUCGUUGUCGUCCGGCUGGCUUACUCCCUCCGAGAUUCGCUUCCUCGAUCUCCGCCAGAUAGCAAACAGCGUCCGCACGCCACAGAAAAAAGGGGUUGACUGGGCCGCUAUUCUCAGUGUCCUCACUGAUUGGAAAAUCUACCUGCUUAUCCUUGGCAGCUGGUCCAAUGCCGUUCCCAACUACGCUAUGAAAUUCACCAUGCCGCAGAUCAUUAAAGGAAUGGGCUUUACUUCAGCUCGGGCACAGCUGCUCACAAUCCCACCCUAUGCACUUGGUGCAUUGUCCGCCCUGGUCUUUUCCAUAUUUGCUGACCGGUAUAGCUGGAGGAUGCCAUUCAUUGUCGUUCCCCAGGUGACGCAGGUGGUUGCCUUUAGCAUACUCUUCACUCAUGCAGCAGAGAUAGAGGACAAUAUUCCGUUAUGCUACUUCGCUGUUUGUCUGGCUUGUGCUGGAAUGUACCCCAUCCUCCCUGGUGUCAACGCCUGGAACGUCGCCAACACGCCCAAUCCCAUCAAGCGUGCAAUCGGAAUUGGGUACUUGAUUUGUAUGGGCAACGUCGGAGGGCUCAUCGGAAGUUUCAUAUACAAGGAGAAAGAGGCCCCUCGAUAUGUCACUGGGUAUGGGAACUCCUUUGCCUUUGCAUCAGCCGGUAUCGUUGGGUGCCUUGUCCUCGAGUUUGCGCUCUUCAAGUUGAAUAAGAAGAAGGCGCUUCUCACCGAAGACGAAGUUAGGGGAAGGUAUACUGAUACCGAGCUGGAUGAGAUGGAGGAGAAGAGCCCUUUAUUUAAGUAUAAUCUCUAGUGAGGAUGGGGAAAGGUCCUUGUUCAGGGUUAAACACUCAGCGAUGACAAUUCCAAGAUCGAUUAUCCUAGAGUGGACGCUCAGGGCAGCCCUAGUGUGUGUCUUUGAAACAUCUCUCCUCGAUUAUACCCAGUGAUCCCAUCUCAAACCUCCUCUAUAUACUAGACCAUCCGUUUCCCACAUUGGCCCCUCUGCAUCAACCAGAUAACCAUUUGAGCAAAAGGUAUACUCCACUCGUCGUUGCACGACCU
Aspergillus calidoustus is the source of this 3277-nucleotide messenger RNA. Lineage: Eukaryota; Fungi; Ascomycota; Eurotiomycetes; Eurotiales; Aspergillaceae. The record is from the annotation of a GenBank genome assembly.